Messenger RNA from Musa acuminata subsp. malaccensis (wild Malaysian banana), 927 nucleotides. RefSeq lists its product as uncharacterized. Lineage: Eukaryota; Viridiplantae; Streptophyta; Magnoliopsida; Zingiberales; Musaceae. Gene Ontology annotation, molecular function: protein-folding chaperone binding; Hsp90 protein binding. Gene Ontology annotation, cellular component: cytosol; nucleus. Gene Ontology annotation, biological process: protein folding; chaperone-mediated protein complex assembly. The record is from RefSeq and is a predicted model, not a curated record.
GAAUCGAAGCGGCCCUUCGCAGAGCUCGCUCACUUCGGACGCGCAAUUAGGGCGGCGUCAUCGUCGUUGGCUUGGAGAUUUGCGCCGGACGGAAGAAGCUGCAGAAAGGGUGAUUUAGUCAUGAGUCGUCAUCCUGAAGUUAAAUGGGCUCAGAGGCUUGACAAAGUUUACAUCACUGUUCAAUUGCCUGAUGCAAGAGAUGUGAAAGUUAAUCUUGAACCCGAUGGCAGUUUCACUUUUUCUGCCACUGCUGGUGCUGGAAAUAACACCUAUGAGCUACAAAUGGAUCUGUAUGACAAAGUAAAUAAAGAGGCAAGCAAAAUAAAUAUUGGUGUCAGGUCUAUCUUCUGUGUGGUAGAAAAAGCAGAGAAGGGGUGGUGGAAAAAACUUCUGCGUGGGGAUGGAAAGGCUCCUCACUAUGUGAAAGUUGAUUGGGAUAAGUGGGUAGAUGAAGAUGAUGAUGGUCCUGGUGAUUUGGACUUGGGAGGGAUGGAUUUCUCGAAUUUUGGUAAUAUGGGGGGUGAUGCCAUGGAUGACGAUUUUGAAGAUAGUGAUGAUGAAGCAGGGCAAGCAGAGAAAACUGAGAAUGUGCAGAAGACCGGAGACGUGCAGACAACCGGUGAAGCCUCUUCAGAAGCAAAAACAGAAACAUCUGCGAGCAUAUGAGAAGGUCCUUGGAUCAAGCAUUGCUUGCUCUCUUGGUUCCAGCUUGUGGUUGAGGGGGUCUGACGAACCACGAAUUUAAUGCUUCCUUGGUGUGUGUGAGGUGUGUGUGCGCGUGCACCGCCGUUGGAUGUUUUGCUGAGAAUGAUUAUAUAUCUCAAUUAGGAAAGGUAGUUAAUUUUCAUUGUGGCUAAAUCUGUUGGGCUCCGAAGUUUCAUGGAUUAUCUAAAAUUAGAAAAUGUGUUUGACUUUGGUGAACUUCUA